This is a messenger RNA of Desarmillaria tabescens, 1275 nucleotides long. RefSeq lists its product as uncharacterized. The record is from RefSeq and is a predicted model, not a curated record. The transcript has 9 exons. Bases 1 to 1275 code for a protein of 424 amino acids. NCBI's taxonomy places the organism in Eukaryota, Fungi, Basidiomycota, Agaricomycetes, Agaricales, Physalacriaceae.
AUGGCCUACUCUGACUCCAGCGAAACGUCCUCUUCUGAAUCGAGCAGAACACACUCCCCGACACCUUCAUCCACGUCCAUCGUGGACUCUGAACACAGUAUCCAUCGGCUGUGCAAGUGCCGAUGCGACCCCGAAUGUAAUUGUUCAUGUCCAUGUCGCGACCAUUGCAUCUGUCUCUCGAAAUACGACGACAGUCACACGUGCAACGACAAGUGCAACAAGGACUGCGAGUACAAACAUAAAGGGCAAUGUCAAAGGCAAUGCGGCUCCCACAAGUCUUAUCGAAAUCUAGUUGUAUGCCUCGACGGAACAUCCAAUCAGUUUGGUCACCGAAAUACCAACGUCGUGGAACUGCACAAUCGUAUACUGAAGGAUGACCCAGAUGUUCCUCAGCUUACCUUCUACAGCAGCGGUAUUGGGACCUAUGUCCCUCCAAGUAGACUUUCCGUAGCUCACUGGUUGCAUAAUUUUGACAAAGUAUUCGCAUGGAGUUUUAAGCGCCUUGUCGAAGAAGCAUACAGGUGGAUAGCAGAUCAUUAUCAGCCCGGAGAUAGAUUAUUUUUGUUUGGUUUUUCUCGUGGGGCUUACCAAGUUCGUGCGUUAGCAGGAAUGAUUGAGAAGCUCGGUCUCGUUUUCUCCGGAAAUAAAGGUUUAAUUCCCUUUGCCUAUGAGCUAUAUUCCUACAGACACAAGGGCAUGAAAAUUAAGAGCGAAGCAGAGGCUGAAGCUCUGGCACUGAACUUCAAGCGUACAUUUGCGAGAUCAGUCAGGGUUCAUUUCGUAGGUGUCUGGGACACCGUCUCUUCAGUAGGAAUUGCGCAAACGAAGCCUUUGCCAUUGACAAAGUCUGCUUCUCAUAUAUGUUUCUUCCGGCACGGACUGGCCUUGGAUGAGCGUCGUGUAAAAUUCUUGCCCGAAUAUCUGGCCGGGGGUCGGUCACCGCUAUCUGGGAACGAGCACUACCCUGACGAGGAUCCCCCUAACGCGAAGGAGGUUUGGUUUCCAGGGAGACACUCUGACAUGUGUGAUCUCCCUCUUUUGUGGAUGGAGAACGAAGCCGGUGUAGCAGGUCUGAAUUUCGCACCACGGCGUGGUGGAGUUGAAUGGAGAUGGGACGAUCAUCAUUUAGACAAGCCAAAGAACGCAUUAGGUGGGUUAUGGUGGCUAGUCGAGUUUCUGCCAGUCAAGCAUCUGCGGUAUAUUGACAAGGAGAGCACUACGCGGUAUUUCUGUUUCCAGGGUGGCCUUCAGUCUGACUCACGAACCAUUUACUAG